Molecule: messenger RNA, 4777 nt
Organism: Rhipicephalus microplus (southern cattle tick)
Lineage: Eukaryota; Metazoa; Arthropoda; Arachnida; Ixodida; Ixodidae
Source: RefSeq, a predicted model, not a curated record
CCACCACCAGAGAUAAGAAGGAGGGAGAUGCUGUAGAUUCGAGUUAGUGGACCACGCGGCAGGUAUGUAAAGGGCUUCAGAAAUGAGGCACCUUCUUUUUUAAUCCCUACCACCAAAAUGGUAGGCUUUCUGUGCUACCACCAUCUAGUAAAGGAGGCAUUGCCACCACAGAACUCCUACGACCAAAAGGCGUGCUAAAAGUUGCCAGUGCUUUUAGCGUUCUGCCGCUGUUCUGGCCGACAAGUUUUGGCGCGUUCGAAGAAACGCGUACCAUUUUAAUCGCGUGGGAACGCGCCUUAUUUUGAUUGAGUACCGCGGCGUUUCGACACUGUGCACGCGCGCUAUUUCGCCGGUGUGUUCGCAACAGGCGCUCUUCAGAAGAACGCGCUGCAACCCGCGCUCGCUAGCGAGUCGCGAGGCCGUUGUUGUGCGGUUGGAUAACGUGAAGGGACACACGGGUGGCCCAUGAUUCUGUCGGCACGUUGGUCUUUGCGCGCAGAUGGAGCCCAAUCGAGGUGGUUUAGCUCGGCUGAGAACAACGCCGAGGCGCUCAACACUCUCGCAGCCGAACAAUAGCAGCAUUAGCCCGCCGCAGCCUUCGUCCAGCUCAGCCGAGCCACAGUGGACUGCGGGUGAAAUCGACCAACUCGUGGAACUGAUCUCGGGUCGCGCUUCUGUGCUGCUGGGCUCCGUCGACGGCACUUCGAAGCGCGUCGCUUGGGAAGAGGUUUCGCAGCGACUCAAAAGGAGCGAAGAGGAAGUCCGCCGCAAGUGGAAGAGCAUUGUUGCCGAUCUGCGUCAGGGAAAGCGCUCGACGCCGUUCAAGCCGUACGAACUGGCCGCGUUAAAAGCGCUCGACGUUGUGGAACGAUCCGGCGAACGUUCGCGCCCGUCAGCGUCGCAGGAACCGCAACUUCAAAUCGUACCCACAAGUGUGCGCUCUAUUUCAGCAGACACCUUUUUGCACCAAAAUACGUCGCACGUGCCUACCAUGGCGUCCCCUCUCAGCGUCAUCCAGCCAGUGGCUGGACUUAGCAUCGUAGCCUUGAAUCGGGAAGUGUCCAUCACACCCGUGAAGCCACCCCAGCCUCAACACAGCAGCUCGCGGGAUUCGUCGGAAGAGCUGCAGGUGUUGCGGUGCUGCAAUUCUGUGCACACACAGACACCACCUGUGCCAGAUGAACCCAGUGCCAAGAAAGCACGCCACAGCUCUUCCUCCCACGCUGACACGACGGCCCUACUGCAGAGGUUGGUGUAUCUGGAGGAACGUCGAGUCGCACUACAGCAGGAGCAGCUAACUGUGGACCGGGAAAAAGUGAAGUGCGUGCGUGAUUUGUUAGCUGUUCUCGGCAGAAAUGACCGGACAGUUUCUGUACCUAAUGGAGACGUGGUUGGCGCUGUUGUGUCAUCACUAUCGUAGACUGAUCGACCGGGUCGGUGAUGACUUCGCUUCGACCACAUUGUACCUGGUUACAAGUUGCUGGUGCAUUGUUGGCAAAUUGAGAAGAAAUGCUGUGCAGGACAGAAACUAAUAUAUCAUGUGAGGUAUCGACCAAGUUUAGGUGCCCUUAUGCCAGCGUUCCUUUGUACAGGGUGGUUACAGCAUCUGCUGUUUGACCGCAUAUGACAUCACGCAACGCGAUGACUCCACUGGACACCCAUAAUGGCGGCAGCAUGGUCAGUGGUUUUCACCAUACUGUGCGAAAGAACUCUGGCAUCAAGACAUCCUAAACAAUGUUAUGCUACGACACAUAAUGGUCCAGCGUUGGUGUUUUGAGGCUACACUUCACACAUUAAUUAUUGACUCAUAGUAUUGACUGUCAUCAAACAUGUCGUGCUUUGCCAGGUGUCAGCAUCCGAUAAAAAACAAGAUUGUUUCUUUCACUUAAGUCAAGAACGAGGUAAUAUCAAAAGAGCAGUAUGCAUUGCAACUUGUGUAAGCUUUGUUUGUUGUGGCAACAUUCCACAUGUACUACUGCUGGACUGUCCUUUUCCUGCUUCUGUGAGCUUGAAAUCAGUGGCCUCAAUAUCGCAACUCGAGACCAGAAGUAGUACUAGGUAAGGCAGUAGAGCGAUUUGGUUAGAACCGGGCGUAGUUCACACACUUUUGUCCCCUCUCACAUAUGCAAUACAUGGAUGCACAAUAGCUGUAACUGCAAGUAAAGUCACAAAUCAUUUUCUGUCUAUUAUUCACAUAGUGCAGCUAUUGACAUCUGUGGCUACCUUUUGAGUGCUAGGCGGUAUGUGCCGCCGCUUUCACUUUCGGUAGUACCUUUUGGCAUCAGCGGCUAAGAAUAGCGAGGAUGCUCAUGGUUAUGGUGGUUGCUGUUUAUAGCAUAACUAGCUUAUUGCUAAAACACCAAUCAUAAUGGUGGAAGUAUAAAGCCUGGCAGUUCCAUCUAUUUCGGAACUGUGAUUCCAGUUUUCUGUUUUGUGUAUGAGCACUCUUACCUGGCUUCCAGUGCCCCAGCACGAUCAAGUGCAGUGGCACAGCAUCCUAAAGUUGCAUCAACUGAUGCGCUAUUGAUGGGUUUAAACAUUUUAUUGGCACCAGCAUUUUAUGCCUUCGUUCAAGCACAGAUUUUCUUUGUGGGUAUUACUCAUAUGCAGUCUAAAAGAAAUGAACUUUUUUGUACACAGAAUGUUUCGGAAAAGAAGUCAUAUAGGACAAAACGUUCUGUCUUAUCUGACUUCUUUUCUAAAACAUUCUGCUCACAAAGAAAGUUUAUUUAUUCCUUUUAGAAUGCAGUACUAUCCAGCCUAAGUAGCAACCUUUUCCCAGUGUGACUCAUUGAAAAUGCUUGAUGCAUGACUGUGCUGCCUUUGUGCAGGGGUAUGUUCACAUGUGUCAAUACUGUUGGGACUUGAAGAGCAUUUGAUAAAUCAUCAUGCUUUAGCAGCCUCAAAAACAUAUAUCUAAGACUGUCUUACAGAGAGGUUUGCUGAAAUGACAGACCUAUUCUUUUAAAAAAAAGGAGGGGGGAAGGGGCUAACCAUUAGCGAUUAAGUCAUUACGGCUGUUAUGCAAAGCUUGCAUAACAGUUUGUGAGCAAAAUCUGUCUGCUAUAUUAACACAGGUUGCUUGUCAAGUAAGUACUCUGAAUUAAGGUGCUUAUGAUUUAUAUUUUGCAUUUCAUUGUUGAUGUCACCUGGCUUGCUACCAUUCACAUGGGGAUAUGUAUACAGUGUUGACGGAUGGACAUCUACAAAUAAUCCUAACAGUAUUAGCGAGCAGUUCAGUUUUUCAUCUUUAAGGUUAUGCCAGAUUCAUCUAUCAAAAAUACUUGCAUUGUUAUCGGCUUAUGUGGGAAAAAGGUAAUUUCUCUCUAGAGAAUGUGCUUGUAAAAUAUGCUUUGAUGUGCCUUCAGUAGAACGCAUCAGGCACCAGCAAGUUGAAAAAUUCUGCGUGCCCAAUUGACGGUAAAAGUUUGGGUUUCUCAUUGAUCUUCAUAAUGUAAAAUACUGCAUUGUCAUUGCCACUGGUGGCCAUAUGUGAAUACCGCCACUAACCUUAGGGCAUGCACAGAGUUCAUUGUGAAUAAGUUGUACAUUGAAUGAAUGCCAAACAUAUUGAAACUGCAGUACUGCAGUCGCUAGUCAACGGUGCUGUCGUGAGUGGAAUAUAAGAGCGCAGUGACAGCCUAGUUUUGUACCUCUUGUAGCUAGUGAAUGUUCAGUGGUCUGCGACAUCGUAACUGCAUUUCAUGAUGAAAAUUUUUCGGUGACUUCUUUUUUUGUAACAAGACUUCUAAGCAGCUUUUUCAGUUCAGGAACCACAAGUGCAGUGGUAUUCACUCGAAUGUACCACUGCCUGCACUGCCACGUUACAAAAGCUUACUCUGCUAGCUCAAAUGAGCUUGCAGCUGAAUUAUAGGCUGUACCAUAUUCGUGCUAUAGCCUAAUUAAUUUUCUGACCAGAAAAGCCUAAAAGGUUAUGCUAACAUCACAAUCUUGAUUUCCUUUUGGUUAUAGCUGCAUCCAUAUGAUCUCAUUCGAAGAGACGGCUUGCUAGCAGAAACACAAGACAGCAGUAACCCCACAAGACGUGUCGCCACUUCCGUCUUGUGUCUGUGUUUGCUCACCCCGUCUUUUAGAAUGAAUACUUACCAACCAGCUUCGCUCUCUGCUAUUCUAAGAUCUCACUUUGCAAGGGCUACUGUGCCUUUUCACUGUGACAGCAUGUUCAAUUGGCUAUCUGUGGCAUGUGUGUUUGUCCAGCUUUCCACAGUGCAGAAAACUGUCAGUGUGUAACUUGCCAUGAAUGUGUGUACCAAAGGUUAUGGUACUACACUUUUGAUGCAUGAGGCUCAUAUAACAACCCGGAAUGCUUCAAUUGUUUCUUUUAUUGAAUAUCUGUCAGUGUUUUUUAUGUUUUUCCUUUCUUAUAUGUUCUGAUAUUUUACCCCACACUCUAUUUUAUUCCUUCGCACAGGAUUUCGUACUAACUGUGUACUAGGAGCCCCGAUUUUGUUUUUUACAUUACCAUAUCUACUUGUUACUGUUAAGCACAGGGGCCGAUAUCCAAAAUAAUCUCUGUUAUAGGUUUGCACAUUUCUACGCUUUACUCAUAUUUUCGUCUUUUUGUGUGCAGACAUAAUAGCAAUAACACUUGUUGUUCUUAUUUGCAAUUUGAAGCUAAGCACGCUUCAACAGUAACUUUAAAAGCAAGAACUGCUUAGCAGGAAUCGGUAUGAUGAUUUUGAGUGGUCACUAGUGUUUAGUCGUUUAUGAGCAUUUUGUCAGCUGUUUAUCAAUGUUUAGUUUGGUUUCUGGUAUC